This is a messenger RNA of Formica exsecta, 5297 nucleotides long. RefSeq names its product DDB1- and CUL4-associated factor 12 (gene DCAF12). Bases 657 to 2036 code for a protein of 459 amino acids. Gene Ontology annotation, cellular component: Cul4-RING E3 ubiquitin ligase complex. Gene Ontology annotation, molecular function: protein binding. NCBI's taxonomy places the organism in Eukaryota, Metazoa, Arthropoda, Insecta, Hymenoptera, Formicidae. The transcript has 6 exons. The record is from RefSeq and is a predicted model, not a curated record.
UUAUAAAACAUUUUAUUAAUUUGUGUUUAUCCUAGAGAUAAAAAUGUAUAAAGUCUAUAUCAAGAAAAAGAUUCAAUUGAUGAUAUAAAUAUAACUAUCAAUGAUUAAUAUUUAAUUUCAAAGUCAAGAACUUGUUAUCAGAAGCAGUUUAGCCCCCUUAGUGCAGCAAGUUUCAAGCUUGAGAGGGUCUAUUGUGUCUCAUCAUUUUAUUAGUUACUCAUCUUUCCUCGAAAUAAGAAGCAAACUUUUCAUGAGUUCUCUCUUCUUUUCUCUGAAGUUUUUAAAUAUUUUUAAACAUAUUACAAGAGAUUUGAAAGUGAAUCUAUUGAUUAGAUCUUAGCGAUAUAAGCUGCCAAAAUUUUAUAAAUAAAUAAACAUUUGGAUAUAAAGAAAGAAAGAGAAAGAGAGAUAAAGAAGAAAAGGAAAGACGCCAAAAGUAACUAAUAGCUGGUAAGAGACUGCUUAUACGUAGAGAUAUUGUUCAAGUUGUACAUUGCCAAUAUCAUUUUUUAAAUUUAUGUUUUCACAUAAAUGAUCACUUUCAGUAUCGUUCUUAAGUUUGUUAAUAAGACUUUCCUGUUCAAUAAUAAUACUCAGUGUUCCUUGCAAGUUGCCUGAAUAAUUAUAAAGUCUCCGUUAAAUUUUUAAUUACUAUAAUGGCUGAGACACAAAGAAUGACUGUGUAUGGAAGACAUCCUCCAUGUGCCAGUAAUAGCAGGUUGGAGGAGCGUCGGGCUAAGAGAUUGGCGUUGCGACACGAGAGAAAUCGAAAGCCGGAUAAACCGGAUGAUUUUGUGUGCUACGAAUCUAGUGAUGAUGAAGCGGAGACAGUGACCGAAGGCAAGCAAUUCCUGAGAACGUCGUUCAACUUCGUCGAUUACGUGCGCGCACGCGAAACAAACACGCGCGAAGUGCGAAAAAUCAAUCAGGAAUACGGUUCCCGACAUAUACUGACACACGAUCUAUUCAAGGAGUACUCGGUCAGCUUGAACAAUAUGAAUAAAGUGUUCUGUUCGCAAUGGUUAAGUGACAGACAAGUGGUAUUUGGUACAAAGUGCAAUAAGCUCAUGGUAUAUGAUGUGGCGACGCAGAAGCUAGAUCAGAUUCCGUCUCUUCACGGAAGACAGCUUAGCCCGGGCGGCAAUGUUAUGCCCGAGCAGCAAUGCGGCAUUCAUUCCGUUCAAAUUAAUCCCUCGAGAACUCUUUUAUCCACCGGAGCGAGAAAUAGUAAUGAAAUAGCGAUAUAUAGAUUACCGACUUUGGAUCCGGUUUGCGUCGGCGAGAGCGGUCAUAGGGAUUGGGUGUUUGACAUGUGUUGGCUCGACGAUGAAUUUUUAGUGUCGGGUUCUAGGGACACGAAAAUGGCACUGUGGCGUAUUGAUAGUGAUCUUGCUGAAGCACCUGACAAAGCAGAUGUGCCUACACACAGAUUGAUUCAGGCUGUCUGUGUAAAGGAAUGCAAGUCUGCUCAGAAGGUACGCGCGCUGGCGUUUAAUAAAGCAUACAAGGAAAUCGCAGCAUUGACGCUCAAUAGCUUUAUACAUAUCUGGUCGGCCGAAUCCUUCAAACAGAAAAUAUCCAGAAAACUGCCAGCCUGCCAGGAAAAUGUUUGUCUUGCAGUACAAGACGAUGGUGUUUAUGCAAUUGGAUGUAGAUCUUAUACUCUUCUUCUGGAUGCACGUACUUUGCAACCAAUUAAAAAGAUACCUUCAAGAUACAGCGGUUGUGGUAUUAGAUCAGCAAGUUUUCAAGGUUCUGUUCUAACUAUCGGAACUGGUCUAGGAAUGCUUAUGUUUUAUGAUGUCAGAGCUCAGAAAUAUCUAGAAUCUUCUAUAAACUCUAAUAGGACUGUUGUAUUAAAAGCUUCAAAAGGAUAUGUGUUUCCUGAUGAAGAAUAUAUCGAUGGCUUUCAAAAUGUGAAAUAUACACCUGCUAUCUAUACCCACUGUUAUGACGCAUCGGGUACCCGGCUAUUUACGGCAGGUGGUCCAUUGCCCGCGAAUCUGUACGGCAACUAUGCAGGAUUAUGGCAAUGAAGGUAUAAGAUUAAACGAAUUAAAUUAGUACGAUAAUUGCUAAAUUAAAUAAUAUUAAGAACAUAAGUUGUAUGUAUGUCGUGAAAGGCUAGAUUGCUUGAUUAUUUCACAAUUUGGUUAUAUGUGUUUAAUAUUUCUUUAAUGUUUUCGAAAGGAUGCGCCCGAAAAGACGGUAAAUUGGUUUUUUCAUUUGUAUUUUUGAAUUAUGCAAUUUGUUAAGUUUUAUUUUCUUUUUUUCAAAAUAUAUUUAAUCCAACAUUGCACGAAACUCGCAAAUAAAGACAAUAAUAUAUUACGUUAUAGUAAUUUCACGAUUAAAUCACGAUCCAGAUCUAAAGGAAUCAAUUCAUCUUUUCUGAUCUCUUGUAAAAGAAAAAUAUCCAAUCGGAAAAAUAUAACGCUAUUAUCCUUUAUGUUUUAAUAAUGUGAUAAUUCGCGGUAUGUGAACAAUUAAUUUACAAUUUACAAAUUUAUAUAUUUCGCGACUAUAAUAAAUAUUUAUUUAUAAAUCGAAAAGAAAUCAACGCUGGUCGCUAUUUUAUUAUGUGCGAAUGAUAAUUUAAGAAUAAUACCAAUAUUACAUUUAGAUAUUAUUAUGAAAUUAAGCCACACAUCUUUGCGCGCUCCAUUUCGAUAUUUUGUGUUAGUAUGGUGUAAUUGUGGAAAUAUUCAUAUUAUUUUAAUAAUAUUAAAAGAGCCCUAUAAAUUUGAUGACUUUAUGAAAAAAAAAGAUUAAUUUAAAAAAAUCACUAGUUGUGAAUGUAAUUUUUCGGAGUUGAUUGUGGAAUAUGUCGCGUUUAAUAAACAAUUGCGUUUAUGGAUAUUUAACUCUCCUACUUUUCAUUUCAAUACAGGGCAACAUUGACAGAUGGACUAAAGUACUACUAAAAUUCAAUAUACCAUAAUUAUAUGUUUGAAAUUAUCAAAAAAAUAUUUGUAAAAGGCUGCGAUUAAAUUAUUUUGGAAUGUUUGUACUCGUGGAAGCAGCGCUUAUCAUCGAAUUUCUCUUGUCGGAUCUUUUCUCUCUAGCCCGAGUCUGAUAAAGCAAAUGUAUUAAGUGGCGUGUGAAAUUUUAUGUUGUUAAAUAAGCGAAAUUGUGAUUUCCUCAUGCAAAUAUUAUAAUACAACAUGUAUAUGUAUGCAUUGUUACAAUUCUCCGAGUGUUAAUUAUAAUGCAGUUAGAGUUGAGUCGCUAUCAUAAAAAUUUCUUGAGAGAAAAUUUAUAGAUUUAUUCCUAAUUUAUAAUUUAAAAUGAAAUAUGUGUGUGUGCAUGUCUUUAAAGUGAUACAAGAGAGUGAAAAGAAUGAUUCAACGAACAUUAUAACGAUGAAUAUUAAGUUUUAUCAAAUACAAACAUUAUCGAGUUGUGUGUGUGAUGUUGAAACAUCGGCCUCAUACACAAGAAACAACAAUACACAAUGAACUCUUUCUAACACGUGAACUUAUUUUAUAGGUAUAAUAAUACCAAUAAAAUUUUUAUCCGCAUAUAAAUCUAUCUCAUGUCAUUGCUAUAUGACAUUGCAAAGUAAUCCCGACUGUGAAAUCUGCAGUUUUUUAUUUACUAUAUAUUAACUGUAUGUCCGACAAAGAGCGUCAUUUAGUAAAAUAAUAGUUUAAAAAAAGGAACAAUUUAUAAACUAUAUUAAUAGCACAAUUAUCUCCUAGGAAUAUUUUCAUUUCCUAAAAAUAUAUUUUAUAUUCAUUUGUCUCUAUCAUAGACUUAAUCGCGAAUUAGUCAUAUUUUACUUUCUUUAUUAGUGUUUGAAGUUUAGCGUGACUGUUCAAGUUUGACCAAGUUUGUUGCCGAGCGUGUUGCCAGCUUUUGACACGGCGUUCCGCCCUCUUAGAGAAUGUUAUCGAUUACGAAACUCGUGCAUUUAACAACAAAAGAUGUCGCAUGCAUAAUCUAUGAUUGUAUAAAUGCCGUGCUUGUGUGUGCAAUCGAGAGAGAAAGAGAGCAUUUGUCUUUACUAUACACGCAUGUACCAUAUAUAUAUCCCCAUCUCGUUUCAUCCAAGUAUCUUGUAAUGGUAACGUUAGUCGAUAGAAUUCGACGAUUUUAAGUCGAACAAGCUCAAACUCGAUUCAGGUAGUAAGGCUCCCUCGGUUCAGCGAUGUAAAUGCUGCAUAUAAUGCGGUGUACUUAAACGCGAGAUAAGAUUUAUCCAUUAAAUCGUCAAAUGAUAACACGUCGCGAAUGCAUGUGUUAAACCAUCAUAUACUACAUAACGAACGAAUAUAUGUUAACAGUUUAUAUAUUUCCGAUCUGCACACCCACAUAUAUAUAUAUAUAUAUAUAUAUAUAUAUAUUUGUAAGAAAUUAUGAGUUGUUAACAUGAAAUAAUUACGGAGUCUUGCGCGAUACUACGUAAGGUAAAUUAAUGUGUGCAUUGUAUCCAAUAGCUCUGUAGUCUCUCAGAGAUACGCGCUCAUCUCUCUAUAUAAAAUGUAAACGAUUCGGUAAACAUACGUAUACAUGUAGUAUUGGGGGAUAUGAAGCCGCACCGAGACAUUUAUUUCGUCAAGAAGAGAGAUAAAGAGAGGGAGAGAGAGAGAGAGAGAGAGAGAGAGAAAGAACCGUCAUUAUGAUAUAAUCGCGAAGAAUACUAGCGCAUUACACUCUAUAUGUGUGUGCGUUCAUAAUAUAUAUACUUAGAAAUAUUUAAAUACAAUAUUUUGAUAUCCUUGGCGGAUUAAAAUAUUGUAUGCAAAAGUUCAUAAGUAUUUCAUAUUUGGUGACGCGCAGGUAUUUAACAUUCGAUAUUUUCGACCGAAAUGUUCACAGCAUCUCUAAUAGCCUAUUUUUAUAAACGAGCAAUAGUUAACGGAUAGCUUUUCCGGAGAUCUUCUUUAGCAUCGUUUCAUAUCCAGAGAUUGUUUGGAAAUAUAUAAGAAUGCACACAAAUCUUCAAACUGCUGCCACUCUCUCGAUAUAUAUCUCAUUUCAUAAAAAAUAAUAGACAAAUAAUAAAUGAAUGUACGGUUUUAUACUUAAAACAUGAGAACACAUAUUUAUACGGUGUAUCGAUGACGCGUUCCGAAUCUUUCAGUUGCGUCAUCUUAAUAAUAGCUCCCAUUGUAACCAUAAACAUGUGUGGCAGAGUUUGUGAAUUUUGAUAAUUUACCAUGACACGAGGAUACCUUUGCACGCGCGCUACGAAAACGAAUGGCGAAAACGGCGGAUGAACUAUAUCAUUGUAACUUUAUAUAUUUGUGCGACUUCGUAUAUCUAUGUAAAUAAAUAUACCAAGCUCUUGAGAC